This is a messenger RNA of Ctenocephalides felis (cat flea), 1080 nucleotides long. RefSeq names its product iroquois-class homeodomain protein irx-5-like. Gene Ontology annotation, molecular function: RNA polymerase II cis-regulatory region sequence-specific DNA binding; DNA-binding transcription factor activity, RNA polymerase II-specific. The coding region runs from base 1 to 1080 and encodes 359 amino acids. NCBI's taxonomy places the organism in Eukaryota, Metazoa, Arthropoda, Insecta, Siphonaptera, Pulicidae. Gene Ontology annotation, biological process: regulation of transcription by RNA polymerase II; neuron differentiation; cell development. The record is from RefSeq and is a predicted model, not a curated record. Gene Ontology annotation, cellular component: nucleus. The transcript has 5 exons.
AUGGGAUGGAUAAAAAUCAGUAAUUCUGAUCCUGGCAAAGAAGCCUACUAUCCUCCAGCAAUGGGAGCCUAUCAUCCUUACCACGAUUUUGCUGGUUAUCCAUUCAAUGGGUACGGAAUGGAUUUAAACGGGGCCCGACGCAAAAAUGCAACCAGAGAAACGACAUCGACCCUGAAGGCCUGGUUAAACGAGCACAAGAAAAAUCCUUAUCCGACCAAAGGAGAAAAAAUUAUGUUGGCCAUCAUCACCAAAAUGACACUGACACAGGUGUCAACGUGGUUUGCAAAUGCCAGGAGAAGAUUGAAGAAAGAAAACAAAAUGACGUGGGAACCCAGAAACCGUGUCGACGAUGACGAUGAUGAUGAGAGAAACGAUGAAAGGAACAACGAUGAAAACGAUGACAACAUGCGAAGUGACGAUCGUUUGGACGACAGAGGACCUGGUGAUGAAAAACGAGACUGCAAAGAUUCCAAAGACUCCGGGACAGCCUCCUCCGACGACGAAGACCUGACCAACCAUCACCGGAACCCGUCCCACUUCAUCAACCACCAUCAAAUGGGUCACCAACUUCACCAUCCAAACCACCAACUGCCACCAGUCCCGCCAACUUCAUCAAGUCUAAUGCAGAGUGGCCAAAACCCUCACCUACUCGGCAUAAACUCAUCGUUCCAGCUUUUCCAAAACCAACUUCUCAUCAACAACUCCUUGCUCCUGAAUCAGGAAACCGAACGCCAGAAGGAGAUAGAAUCCAGGGACGAAGUCAAAAGUGAUACCAAAUUAGAAAUGUCAACAAAAAAUAUACAAAGUGCAAACAAAUCCAAAAUCUGGUCCUUGGCAGACAUGGCGAACAAUUCUAGUGAUCAAAAUCAGGAGUACGCGAAGAAGAUUUUGCACCAGAGGUUGGCACAGUAUACGAAUGCGUAUCACAAUAGGGAUAAUUUUGGAUUUUUGGAAGCUUAUUCUAGGAAUAUUCAGCAUGCUGGACAUGCUAGUAAUGCAGGAGAAGCCCCAAGUGAGGGAUUGGUGCGGCAGCAACAGAUUUCGCCUAAUUGCUCGUCUAAUGAUAGUUGUAAACAAUAA